AUGCCCGCUGUCCUAGAAGGUUGGCCUAGCAUUCUGGAUAAAGUUCCGGCUGAGGUCAAGCCAUACUGUGACUUUCAGUUUCAAGAUGAAAUCACAGCCCAAAAUGGUUUGCUGUUUAAGAGUGAGUGCCUCAUUGUACUAGCCAAGUUAAGGAAAGAAAUGAUGGAAAAGGUCCAUCUUGGUAUUGAGGGCUGCCUUCGACGAGCCAGAGAAGUGUUUUACAAGCCGUGCAUGAAUGUUGAGCUUAAAGAUUUCAUUCUCAAAUGUGAUAUCUGUAGUUCGUAUAAGCAAGCUCUGCAUCGAGAACUACUAAUGCCCCAUGAAAUCCCAUCAAGGCCUUGGAAAAAGGUCGGUGCAGAUUUGUUCCCGUUUGACCAGCGCCACUACCUGAUUACUGUGGAUUGUUACUCUUCUUUCUUUGAGGUGGACACGACAGCUUCCAGAACUGUUAUUGAGAAAUUGAAAAUGCAGUUUAGCCGCCAUGGUAUCCCGGAGAUAGUUAUUUCUGACAAUGGACCACAAUGUACUUCUGCAGAGUUUGCAAAGUUUCCAGGUGACUGGCUCUUUCAACAUAUUACUACCUCUCCUCGAAAUCCGCGAAGUAACGGAAAGGUUAAAGGUGCUGUGAAAAUCAGGCAGCGCAUGGAAAGUUUGACCCAUAUCUUGCCUACUUGA
This is a messenger RNA of Pocillopora damicornis (cauliflower coral), 675 nucleotides long. RefSeq lists its product as uncharacterized. Gene Ontology annotation, molecular function: nucleic acid binding. NCBI's taxonomy places the organism in Eukaryota, Metazoa, Cnidaria, Anthozoa, Scleractinia, Pocilloporidae. The record is from RefSeq and is a predicted model, not a curated record. Gene Ontology annotation, biological process: DNA integration.